GAGACGACAAGAGCAAGUCGUGCGCUACGUGCAAGAACGAAAUUGAACAGAAAAAUAAUCAGUCAGACAUCACACACCGAGAGUCAGUUAGGCAUGGAUUGAUAGGGCGACGCGUGGAGUUUCUGUUAUCGUUUUUAGCAUUAUGGUCAGCCAUAUAACCAGUUUGGUUAUCGAGACUCAAUUAUACACCCAAUGUUAACCUGAUUUCAUAGAUAAAGCUAGUUCUAACGUUGGAUAAAUAAAAGCGUGUAAGCUCGCUACCUAGCUGGUUCAGCUACGCUCCGUGGCAACGCUAGACGUCAGUGCGUUAGAAAAAUAUCGUUUAAUAAUUUAGCGAGCAUCCAGUGCCAGUGACAGCGGAAACGUUGCGAUCAACAUAUUUUCUGCAUGUAUGUGAGCGUUCCACCAAACUACAUUUUCACAAUGCCGAAUAUUGGGUUCCAGAACCUUCCCCUCAACAUCUACAUUGUGGUUUUUGGAACAGCGAUAUUCGUCUUCAUCCUCAGCCUCCUCUUCUGCUGCUACCUAAUCAGGCUGCGGCACCAGGCACACAGGGACCUAUACGCCUACAAGCAGGUUAUACAGAAAGAAAAAGUAAAAGAACUAAAUUUACAUGAGAUAUGUGCCGUGUGCUUGGAGGAGUUCAAGCAGAAGGACGAGUUGGGAAUCUGCCCCUGCAAACAUGGCUUCCACAGGAAGUGCCUCAUUAAGUGGCUGGAGGUGCGAAAGGUGUGCCCUCUGUGCAACACGCCGGUCCUGCAGCUGGCACAGCAGCAGGGCUCCUCGGAGCCCCAGAGCCCAGUGGAGCAGCCCCUGCCUGGCAUGGACCUCCCGGUGUAGCCCCCCCCUGCUGGAGCCACCGGUUCUCACGCCCCUACACUCACCUGUACAGGAGCACCUGAAUGUGUCUACGGACGGGCACAACACUUGAAUCUCCAUGUCCUUUUUUUCCCAUCUGCCUUUGUGCCCUCACUUAUUAUUUUUAUUUUUAUUAUUAGAACUGUUACUGAUUCUCUUUUGCAGAUGAUGAAGAAUAAUUUUCUUAGUCUCUUGUUUUUGCGACUGGCCAAGCCAUGGUCACAUGAUUGUGAUUGUUUCAUAACCAAAGUACUCGGCAUAAGGAGUGAAAAAAGAAAUGUCAAAUGUUUGAAAUGGCUGAAUCAGUGUGCACUUUAUAAUAACUAAAUCCUACUGGAGUGUGAAGAUAAUGCAAAGGUCAUAUUUUAUGUUUUGUUGUAUGAAUAUUAUUUUUGGUGAAUGGCUCCAGCGUGACUGUGACACUUACAGUAAGAACCUAAUAGAGAACUUUUAAAAAGGUCACGAUAACACUUUUCUUUAUUUCGAGGUGCACAUAUGCUGAUGAUGACAGAUGCUUUGGUGCUAAAUUAAGGGGGUUACACAGUCGAUGGUAAUGAAUGAUUGGGGCCUGAUUCCAAAAACUGGACUAGAAAAACCAUAUUGUGUAGUAUUGUUACUACCACAUGUCAAUAGAUUUAUGUUAAUACUGUUACAAUUAUUUAAUAGAAUUAAAUUAAGGGAACAACGGUUUUGUUUUUGACUUACUACAUUGAACUAAGGCCAAAAUCUUCACUAGGUUUGAUUUAUAUAUCAGACAAUGUAAGGUUCCCUUACAUUUAGACACUAUGCAAAAGAGCUGUACAUUUAACAUAUGUUUUAACAUAUCUUAUGAACAACUAGUGUCUUCCUUCUGUUUUAACCUUCAAAAUAUAUGUAUGUAUAUACGUAUGUAUUGGUUGGCCACACAGCAAUGUGCAUCUGCAGAUGACAGUAUCUGAAAAACAGACACUAGUUUAAUAUUGGAUGCAGGCCUCAGGUAGUAGUCCACAUUCUCGUAUCAAUAAGGUAGCUCCUGCUCCCAAAGCCAGUACAUCGGUGAAGUGAACAUUGGGCAAUGUGCUUUGUUUGACCCGGUCUCUUUGAUAACAGCCCCUACGUUGUUGGCAUCACUUAAAGAAAGCAUCUAUAAAACUAUAAUAAAACGCUAAAAGGGCUCUCAUACAGCUGAUACGAUCAGAGGCAUCACAUGUAAUAUCAGAUGCCCAUGUUUUGUACAGGUGAGGAGAAUAUUGCUCUUUUGAAUAUGAGCACGGUGAAGAAGUACAGGUCUAAUCAUUUUUGAACAUGUUCUGAUCAAUAAUGGUUCUGAUAUCUGUAACUUAUAUUGUGCAGUGUUGUGCAUUUCCUUUUGGCUUGCAAAGUGAACCGGCUCUUACCAAUGGAUGACUUCUUUUCAGCAGUAAAAUUAGCUGCUGAAUAGCACUUACAUUCUAUAUAUUAACCCUUCAACAGCAAGCAUUGAGGACAGAAUGAAUACAUUUGAUUUUGUUUUCAAACUUAUCUACCAAAAUUGCUCCUUACUGAAGCAAUGGCUGACCACAGAAUGAAAAUAUUAAUAAUUGGGAUAGGUCUGAAUGUUGUGUCAGGUGUCACAGUGAUAGUCUUCAUUACCAUUAUAGUUACUGUUAUUGUACUGUACUAUGUAGUGAGUACAGAGCACGGGACAGAAGUAUAAAUUUCCUCUUGUAAAUGUAACUUCUCAACAAAGCCUACACAGUUUGUCUGUCUCUGCACCUCUGAGUAUUGUCAUUCUGUUUCAAACAUGCUGCUGCUUUAAAAGAAGGGAAAGUACGUACAGGAUUUUGUUUCAUAUUGCGUGGCUUCUUGCCGAACAGUGAAAGAUAGCGGAGAUAGUAGACAAUGGGAGCAUUUGACAUUUGCUUGAUAUGAUUAUGAAAGGUCUGUGAGCUAAUAAAAUUUACAAUGAGCUUUUAACUGAAAUUCCAUUGUUUCUUGAAAAGCAAAAACAAUAUAUAUGUGGUUAUAUGGUUAAUGCUGAAAUGAUACAAAACAUUGGCAUUGACAUUGGCAUUUUGAUAAAAACAUUUGUGGUUUACAAAGUUAGGGGCAGCUUGCCCCCUCAAUGCACCCCCCCCAGUGAAGUUACGCACCACAGGACAGUUAUGUUGUCUCACGGUCUAGCGGCCUUGUUUCGGUGCUAAAAGGCUGGUCUUCAGCCUUAACAUGUUCAAGUUCACUGCCUCCGCGAUCAAUACAUGGCAUAUUGUGUUCAGUGAGUGUCUCUUUAGUGCCCAUUUCUGUUAUUAACACUCACACUGUACUGUUUCCUUUUGGGCAGAAAGUCAUGGGCACCGUCCCCACCUUACUCUGUGUCGAAGCUCUCUCCCUCCCUUAACCCCGCCUAUCACUGACUACCCUGUGUCCAAGCCCCUCCUCUCCCUUCCUCAACCCCGCCUAUCACUGACUACUCUGUAUCCAAGCCCCUCCUCUCCCUCCCUCAACCCCGCCUAUCACUGACUACCCUUUGUCCAACCCCCAGCUCUCCCUCCCUCAACCCCGCCUAUCACUGCCUACCCUGUGUCCAAGCUCCUCCUCUCGCUCCCUUAACCCCGCCCAUCUCUGACUACCCCAGGUCACAUUUUUGUAAACUUGUAAGAUUGUAAGAUUUCUGUAGCAGAAUAUUUUUGGAGACUUACGCUUUAAUUCUAAGCUCUAUUUUUGUACACUGAAUUGCCAUUUGAUUUUGAUGGGGUCUGUUUUGUUGGUGUUUUCAUGCUUUGUUCAUUUUGAAUGAAAAGUGAUGCAUGUUAAUAACUUGAAAUGUAAAUAAAACUGCCAAAUUUUGGAAAUGCAAA
This is a messenger RNA of Conger conger (European conger), 3674 nucleotides long. RefSeq names its product RING finger protein 24-like. The coding region runs from base 388 to 840 and encodes 150 amino acids. Gene Ontology annotation, cellular component: endomembrane system. Lineage: Eukaryota; Metazoa; Chordata; Actinopteri; Anguilliformes; Congridae. The transcript has 6 exons. Gene Ontology annotation, molecular function: ubiquitin protein ligase activity. The record is from RefSeq and is a predicted model, not a curated record.